Messenger RNA from Chelonus insularis, 1382 nucleotides. RefSeq names its product NADH dehydrogenase (ubiquinone) complex I, assembly factor 6 homolog sicily (gene sicily). Gene Ontology annotation, cellular component: mitochondrion. The transcript is spliced from 5 exons. The record is from RefSeq and is a predicted model, not a curated record. Gene Ontology annotation, biological process: mitochondrial respiratory chain complex I assembly; biosynthetic process. NCBI's taxonomy places the organism in Eukaryota, Metazoa, Arthropoda, Insecta, Hymenoptera, Braconidae. Bases 297 to 1214 code for a protein of 305 amino acids.
UUGACUCCAAAGUAUUUGCUCUCAAUACAUUUUGUACACAUUUAUGUAUGUAUUUAUAAAUAAAUAAUAUUUUAUGCAUAAAGAAAAAAGAUUUAAAUAUUUAAUUAAAUCGUAAAUAAAUAUUUAUAUUUUUUGUCAAUAUAAUAAUAUAAUAUAAUCAAUAAAUUAUAAGUGAAUCAUUUACAAUUGAAAACAAAGUUGUAUAAUGAACAAUUGAUGUAUGAACUCAUGAUUGUUUUUGGUUUAAGAAGAAAAUUACAAAUUAAAACUAAGGCAGCUUUGAGAAAAUAAAAAUUAUGAAUAAAUUUAAAUUAAUAUUUAAAAAUUCUCAUUCCCGUUUACUGAAUACAGUCAGUACUAUCAAAAAACAAAAUCCAUCUCAAUAUUGUUUACAACUUGUAAGGAAAAACGAUUAUGAGAAUUAUUUGUGCUCUCUUUUAUUACCCAAAGACAUUCGAUUAACUGCAAUUGCUAUUCGAGCAUUUAAUGUAGAAAUAGCAUUGGUUCAAGAUCACACACGUGAACCAACAAUAGCCAAUAUGAGAUAUGCUUUUUGGAAUGAUACAUUGUCUAAAAUAUAUGAUAAUAAUCCUCCUGAAGCUCCUGUACCACUUGAAUUGAAUAGAAUUUUAAGAAUUCAUAAAUUGUCAAAACGAUAUUUCCAAAGGUUAUUAGAUGCUCGAUGGAAACAAUCAAAAUCGGAUUUAUUUUUAGAUUUAUCUGCUAUUGAACAGUAUGCAGAAGAAACAGUAUCACCAAUUUAUUAUUUAUUAUUAGAAAGUAAAAAUAUUAAAGAUAUUCAUGUAGAUCACAUGGCUAGUCAUUUAGGAAAAGCGCAAGGUAUAAUAACGUUGAUUAGAUCGAUUCCUUAUCAUGCACAAAAACGAAUUAUGGUACUUCCUCAAGAUAUUUUACUAAGGCACAGUGUUUCUUCAGAAUCUGUGUUCAGAGGAGAAUCUAGUAAGGCCUUAAAUGAAGUAAUUUUUGAAGUUGCAUCUAGAGCUAAUCAACAUUUAGAAAAGGCUGAUUCGAUAAGAAAAAAUAUCAAACAUAAUUUAUCACAUAUUUUUCUACCGGCAGUAAAUAUUGCAAAGUAUUUAAAAAGAUUACAACAUUCAGACUUUAAUGUUUUUGAUUCGAAGCUGUACAAAAAACAAAAUAUGCUGCCAUUUCAUUUAUAUUACGCUAAAUGGUUUUCUCCUUGGUCGUUAUAAAUAACUGACUUGUUAAGAUAUGUAGAAUAAAUAAAUUUGAUUUAUUUUCAGUGUAAAAGAGGGUAUUUCGAUGUUAGUAUAUCCACUUUGAGUUAAAGAAAAAUUAACUCAAGAUAAAAAUUGUUAUGAUUACAAUAGUUGUAAUUUAUUAAACAAAAACAAUAUAAG